CCCAUGGCUUUCUUCAACACUAGCCACAAGAGCACACUGACAGUCAGAGAACAGAGGGACAGAGGGAGAGAGAAAGGAGGAAGAAGAGAGCGAAAGCAACCUGCAAGAGAUCAUCAACAACACAGAAGGAAGCCAAGAGAGAGAAACUCAGAAAAGAUAAGGAAGAAAGAAGAUUGCGAGCAGAAGUUAGCGAAGAGAGAGGUGCUGUAUGCUGCUGGAUUGAAACUGACCGACACACACCUGUGUUUAACACCAACAUUACUGUUUGUCUCGUACCCCCUAACCAGAACAGAUUAGAAAAUCUAGUCUGCCUGUUGUCCUUUCAGUGUUUCGGUGUGACUGUCAGUGUGGGAAGUUACAUUGAUUUGGGUUAGUCAGCACGUAAGUCAGUGUGCUUGUCCAAAAUUAAGUUAGGUUGAGAGAAACCUGUUGAUUCCGAAGACGUUAAAAGUAACCAGUUAGGCUAAACCUCAACACCAUGGCCCCUAAGAAGAAGGCAGUGCGUCAAAAGAAGAUGACCCUGGAGACUGCCCAGUUGGAGGUGAGCAGUGCCGAGGUGGUGGUUGUGGAGGGCGUGAAGAAGAUUGAGCAGGUGGCCGCUUUGGACAUCGCCCAGAUAAACCUCAAGUACAUCCCCCUGCCUCCGCCCAUCAUCAAGCCCGGGGAAAGGGGCUUGGGCCUGGGCAGUGAGCUGACCCGUCCCCUGCACGGGAACGCACUCCUAGAGGAGCUGAGUAAGAUGAGGCAGGAGAGAUUCCUGACUGACCUGGAGCUGGCCUGUAAGACCAAGGCCUUUGACGUCCACAAGCUGGUCAUCUCCUCCAUCAGCCAGUACUUCAGAGAGAUCCUGGCCAAGGACCCUGGCAUGAAGCGACUGGAGCUGCCUUCUCUCUCCCCACUCGGCCUGGCCAACGUGAUCACCUUCGCCUACUUGGGCCGUGUCCACAUGUCCCUGUACACCAUCGGCUGCACUGUCUCCGCCGCCGCCACGCUUCAGAUCCCACAGUUGCUCAAGAUGUGUAUGGACUUCCUGCUGGCCGAGCUCAACGUGCAGACCUGUGUGUACAUCUGGAACAUGGCCGCUGCCUACGGGCUGCUGCCUGUCCGGGACGCCUCCCGCCGCUUCAUCCUGGAGAACUUCGUCCAGUUCUCAGAGACCGUGCUCUUCCAGCAGCUGACCCUGGAGCAGAUCUCCGCGUUCCUCCAGGACGACGGCCUCAUCCUGCCCUCCGAGAUCACAGCCUUCCAGUUGGCCAUGAAGUGGCUGGACUUUGACCCUCAGCGCCAGCUGCACGCCACUGAGAUCCUCUCCCACGUGCGUUUCGAGACGAUCCCCGCCAGCGAGCUGGUGAGCCAGGUGCAGCCUGUGGCCAGGAUGAUGAUGGACUCUCAAUGUCACCGCCUGCUUGUGGACGCCAUGAACUACCACCUGCUGCCCUACCAGCAGAACACGCUGCAGUCCCGCCGCACGCAGGUCCGUGGCGCCCAGACGACCCUGCUGACCGUCGGGGGGCGCCCCGCCAUCACAGAACGCGCCCUCAGUCGAGAGGUACAAUGGAGAGACCCCCGUGAGGGCAUGGCCACCUGGCGCCACCUGUCCCAGCUCCCCGCCAAGAGCUUCAACCAAUGUGUGGCCGUGAUGGACGGUUUCCUGUAUGUAGCCGGAGGAGAGGACCAGAACGAUGCUCGCAACCAGGCCAAGCACGCUGUCAGCACCCUCAGCAGGUAUGACCCACGCUUCAACAACUGGCUGCACCUGGCCAGCAUGCGCCAGCGCCGCACUCACUUCAGCCUCGUGGCCACUGGCGGGCGCCUGUAUGCCAUCGGUGGCCGCAACGUGGAGGGCCUGCUGGCCACCACCGAAAGCUACCUGCCCUCUGCCAACGCCUGGCAGCUCCGCACACCCAUGGAGGUGCCACGCUGCUGCCACGCCAGCUCAGCCUUGCCCUCGGGCGACAUCCUGGUGACGGGAGGCUACAUCAACUGUGCCUACUCCCGCUCCGUGGCCUGCUACAACAUUAAGACCGACACGUGGAGCGAGGCGGCGGCUCUGGACACCCCGCGCGGCUGGCACUGCUCCUCCAUCCUCGGGGGGAAGGUGUACGUGGUGGGCGGCAGCCAGCUGGGGCCCAGCGGCGAGCGCGUGGACGUCCUGUCCAUGGAGGUGUUCUCCCCGGAGAGCAAGGUGUGGAGCCACGCCGCCCCCCUGCCCGUGGGGGUGAGCACGGCAGGUCUGUCGCCCCUCGGGGAGCAGCUGUACCUCCUGGGGGGAUGGAACGAGGCCGAGAAGCGCUAUAAGGCUGCGGUCCAGAAGUACAACCCCGCCACAGACAGCUGGUCAAUGGCGGAGGAUCUGUCCGAGCCGACAGUGGGCGUGUCGUGCUGUGCACUGGCCCUCCCACCUCGCCAUGCACCACGCAGGCAGCAACACCGCAACAUGCCGGCUCAUGAGGAAGGGCCGGUGCGGGAGGUCAUUGUACUCCCACAGCCCACCGUCGUCUAAGAGGGAAAGAUGGAGAAAGAGGAUGGAAGUGAGGAGAAAGGGUGAGAGGGAGGGUCGAGCAAUGUGUGGAGGAAAGAAAGGUGACCAAGGUAGAUGAAAGAUGAAGAGGAGGAUGUCUUGCUUAGCUCAAAUUGGCGUAAUGAUGUAGAUUUACAAAGUUAACUGGAAAGGGCUGUAUGUGGUUAAUGUUAAGUUGAAAGUAAAUCCAUUUGCAGUUGGCUUUGUAACCAGUACUUAUUGCAGUUACAUAGAUGAAGUAUGUUAUAACUGUGAGGAAAUUAUUGUGUAUCAGCGUGUGUGUCUGUGUGCGUGUGUGUGCAAGAGUUUAAAUGUGUCUCUAGGAAUGUGUGUGCGUACGUGCGUUUAUAGGACCUACAGUAUGGGCGUGUAGAUACAAAAAAUUGAGCCAUUACAUCUUUCAGCCAUUACUGCAAUAAGACUAAUCCAAGUCACCACUUUUGUCAUAAAGUGGAACAGUUAUAUAUUCAAAUAUUAAUAACAUAUGUAACAUAAUUCAAUAUUUAUUUUUUGUUUUGUUUCAUAACAAAAGCAUAGUAUUUAUUAAUGAAGUAUGAGAAAGAUGUAUAGUAGUAACUACAGAAGUGUGGUAGGAAAUGUGUGGAUGGCCACCUGUACCAGUCUGGGGAGGAUGUGGCACCAUGCAGCCAUAGGCAUACCUACUGCUGUGUCAGAUGUAGCUACGCAGCUGUUAGCCUGUUGUCCACUGCCACGCCUCUGGCCCUGCCUGUAGGCCCCCAGACACGUCACAGCCCCGCCCAAUCACAGCAUGAGAUGGUGAGCAGCAACAUACCAGACCCAUAAAAUAACUGAUGUUUGUAAUGGUCCCUUCGAAAGUACUCCCAAGCAUCUGACAUUGCUGAUGCAGACAGGACUGAAGUAGAUCUUUCAGGAAUCCUGUUUUAGAAAGUCCAGUUAUACUAUUCUCAAAGGGAUUUGAAGCAGUCACUCCCAGACAUCUCUCCCUUCUGACACCAUCAUGUUAUCUAACAGAAACUGGGGACAUCUGCCUGAUAGUUGUAGUUGUCACAGACUCAUCUAUGUCUAGUCAAUGAGGACUUCAUUUAAUGUUAAUUAGGCUCAUUAGAAAAAUCGCUGAAUUGAUGCCUCACUGAGGACAUGCCUUGUUUUAUGGGUCUCUAGAGGUGCCAGUGGCAUCGUGUAUCUCUAAGGUUUCAUUUAAUAAAGACAAUCUAAUCAAAUUUAA
Messenger RNA from Osmerus eperlanus (European smelt), 3728 nucleotides. RefSeq names its product kelch-like family member 43 (gene klhl43). The transcript has 6 exons. Bases 479 to 2503 code for a protein of 674 amino acids. Gene Ontology annotation, molecular function: protein binding. The record is from RefSeq and is a predicted model, not a curated record. NCBI's taxonomy places the organism in Eukaryota, Metazoa, Chordata, Actinopteri, Osmeriformes, Osmeridae. Gene Ontology annotation, cellular component: nucleus; cytoplasm.